Messenger RNA from Truncatella angustata, 201 nucleotides. RefSeq lists its product as uncharacterized. Gene Ontology annotation, molecular function: carbohydrate:proton symporter activity. Lineage: Eukaryota; Fungi; Ascomycota; Sordariomycetes; Amphisphaeriales; Sporocadaceae. The record is from RefSeq and is a predicted model, not a curated record. Gene Ontology annotation, cellular component: membrane. Gene Ontology annotation, biological process: transmembrane transport; carbohydrate transport. The transcript has a single exon. The annotation marks the transcript as partial.
AUAAUAGGCUCCUCUAUCGUGUUUUUCCUGGCAGACUGGAUUGAUCGCCGAAUUAUAGUGCUCAUUGGGUCUAUAAUCGCCGUACUUGGAUUCUCACUUCAGGUAGGUUUGACCUCAGUUACAAUGCUGAUCGUGGGCCAAUUCAUUGCUGGCAUUGCCGUCGGAGCUCUUAGCCCUGUCACUCCCAUUUACUGUUCAUAG